AUGAACCAUUCAAUUGUUCAAUUGAAUGAUUUACCCGAUGAGAUUCUCAUGAUGAUUUUGAAAAAAUUAUGGAAUAUUAGAGUACUCUAUUCUCUAAUAGGUAUUAAUAAAAAAUUGGAUAGAAUUGCAUGUGAUCCAGCUUUUACAAGAUAUUUAUCAUUGGUGAAUCGAUCAUCGAACAAUUCAGUCGCUCCAUUAACGAAUGAAGUCUUAAAUCGGUUUUGUUCACAAAUUCUACCUAAAAUUCAUCAUCAUAUUCGACGACUUGAUCUAGAAUCAUCAACAAUGGAACGUAUACUUUCUACAACAAACUAUCCUAAUUUACAUCAACUUGGCCUAUUUAAUCUUCGUGCAAAAACAGCUGCAUCUCUUUUCACAAGUAAGACAUUAAUUGCUGUUAAAUAUUGA
Molecule: messenger RNA, 408 nt
Organism: Adineta steineri
Lineage: Eukaryota; Metazoa; Rotifera; Eurotatoria; Adinetida; Adinetidae
Source: the annotation of a GenBank genome assembly